This is a messenger RNA of Spirodela intermedia, 6159 nucleotides long. The record is from the annotation of a GenBank genome assembly. Lineage: Eukaryota; Viridiplantae; Streptophyta; Magnoliopsida; Alismatales; Araceae.
AUGGGAGGAGAUUGCAAGUACGAGAUCAGGCAGGAAGCGUACGUGAAAUUGGUCCUGCACGCCCUCAAGCACCGCGCCUCGGCCGUCAAUGGCCUCCUCGUCGGCCGCCUCGUUGACGCCGCCGGAAGCGGAUCAGCGGGCGUCCAGAUUGUCGAUGCCGUCCCGCUCUCCCACUCCCAGAUCGGGCUUCUCCCGUCCCUGGAGCUCGCGCUGAUCCAGGUGUGAGUCUUCUCCUUCGGAUCGAACCCUUGCCACUUCGCUCUCCCUCUCCAAUUCCGAUCUCCGUCUGUUUGUUCCUCUUCUCUCGUGUACUUCGGUUGACUUUGCGGGGGGGAAUGGGGGCAGGUGGAGGAGCACUACGGAGCGCAGGACCUGAGCGUCGUCGGGUACUACCAGGCCAAUGAGCGAUUCAAUGACGAGCAGCUAAGCGGGGCUGCCAGGAAGAUUGGCGAUCACAUCUUCCGUUACUUUCCUCGUGCCGCGUUACUCCUGGUGUGCCACUGAGGCCCUCUAGCUCCAUUUUUGGUUCCGUUGCAUGUAUAUUUUUGGACCAGCAUUCUUAUUUACUUUGGUUUCCAUGUGCGCAGUUGAGCAAUAAUUAUCUGGAAGCACUCCUUAAACGCAAGGUUAAUAUCCCGGUUGUGGAGGUAAAUAUCUUCUCUUCCGAAUCUCGGAUUCCAGGUCUAAAGUAGACAGCAGGGACUCACAAUGUGGAUAAAAAAAUAAAAUUUUAUGCAUAAAUGGCGAAAUAUGGUCUCUGGAUGGAGAUGAUGGAUAUGGUGCUUCAGCGUAUGUUAGAGAAAAUACGCACACGUACGUGGACUAUAUAGUUCUUUGAAUUCAAUUUUACGCUACAGUAAUAUAUAGGUUGCUGGAUUUUGUACAUGGUAUUACGGAGCCAUUGAAUUCUCAUUCAUUACGUCAUGUGCCAAAGUCCAAUCGUAGUUCCUGGUAUAGCUCUCAAUGUCCUUGGACCUUGAACUUAAUUUCUAUCAGAAAAUUCUCCAGUCAAGUGCCGUUUAUUUUCCAAAAUUCCCUAAAAAUGGAACUAAACGCCCACGCCUUGCCCUCCUAGCUUAUCCAGAUCACAUCCGAAACACAAAGUAAGGAAAUUAUUCUGUAUGGAAUUAGUAUGAAUUUGGUCCAUUGGGCGCUGCCAGGAAAUUGGUGGUCAGAUGUUCCUAGCAUAAGCAAAACUCUGAUUAGAUUAAUGAAGCUGGCAAAUCAGGUGAACCUUAAUUGCACUUUAUGAGUAUCUAUGUGGGGAUGUCAAUGCUUCUCUGCACCUGUGGUCUGUUGAUGUUUUCUACAGUAUUGCUAAUGUUUUUUCAGUUAAAGGUGCCUGGCAAAACUUUGGGGGUGGGUCGAUCAUCUUUAAUACACUGUUUAACAGUUAUCCCUGUUAAAUUAGGAAUAUAAAAUUCUGGGGUAUUCUUCUUUUUCUCAAUAAAGUGAGAACAGUACAACUUGAAAUUUAGUUGUUGAAGAAUCUGCCAGUUAUUUCCAGAAAGCAGGAAGGAGCAAAAAUCAGUGAGAAAAACUUUUAUAAAUCGGUGAACCACAUGUUUCAAAGUCAGCUGUCGUUGUUCCCUUCAUGCUCUCAACUAAAAAUUAGGUAGCGAAAUGUGAUAAACCUGAUGGCUGUGGGAAAUCCAAACAGAGGAUUGAAUUAUGGAGAAAGGAGAGUCAGUCAAUUGGUAUAUGUCGAACUGGAAGAACUAGACUUUCUGAGCACUCAACAGGGAGGGGAAUUUCUUGUGAGAGAGGUGUGACCUUUAUUUAACAAAGGGCUCAUGGAAGAAAAAUGUCAACGGUCACAGUAUCAACUGUAUCUGAAUUUGAGUGGCCUCGGAUCUGAGGUAAGGAAUCUAUGCGCUGAAAUGAAAUAGAUGAUAGAUAUAUAUACAUUGAAUGGCAUAUUUAGAUGGGCUAUACACGUCUUCAAAAGGUUGUGUCAAGACUCUAGUGUUAGGCUAGGAAAAAGGUUAUGUUGAGGCAGGGUCAUCUUCAGGGUGGGCAAAAUCAAAGUCUGUGAGCAAUCAGGGGACAUGAACUUCACACUAUAUGUGGGAAAUAUGCGAAGGCAUGAGAGAUUUUUUUGAGAAAAAAUUCUCAAUCCAAAGCUUAGACUGAGUGAAGAUGUGACGAAGUCCUUGGUUGCUGUUAUACUCUUCUACAAUGUAACUGUACCACCCUUGUUCUCCUCAAGUUAUGAGGGGCCUUGGGGCCUUAGAACCUAUUUCAGUUGAAGGAUUGGGGUGUGGUAUCUUCUGAAUGCCAAGAAUAUUUGAUAAAGGAAUAUCCGGGCUGGUGUCAUAACAAAGGAGAAGUUAUCUAGCUAGAUUCAAAUAAAAUUUACACUUGUAAGAAUCUUUUCCUCAGGAGUAAUAUAGAAGUUUUCUCAGUAAUUGCUGUUAUACAUUCUAGAAUAGAGUGGCAUUCCGGGGUGCUUUUCUUUUAAGGGAUGUAAUUGGAUGGUAUUCAGGACUUGAUCGUUGAUGAUGUCUUGUGUAUCUUUGAACCUCUGUAGGGAGUUUCCGCAGUUCAUUUGUCUUAAUGUCCUGCUGAACAAGUAGUGGGAUCUUCCUUAAAUCGUCAGCAAAUAACGUUCGGCAGAUAUCAUAGGAGCUUCUUAGAAUGUAAUUUCUAUUUUUAUAAUUUUCAGCCUGUCUAUGAGCAGUAUGAUGUCUGAUCUUCCAUAGCACAUUAAGUCCCUCACAUAUUUGAUGUGAUUAAAAUAUUUGAUGGAAAUGAUUAAAAUAUUCUUGCUCAACACAAAAAAAGACAUAUUAGAUGUUGAAUUCUUUUUUUGAUGAUCUCCCUUGGGGGUUCUUGUUAACGAAUGUUUAUUUAAUGGUUUCGGUUCGAAGCUUUAUUUUUUCAUACUAGCCUUCUCCAACAAGCUCAACAGCUGCUAUCACUAUAUAUUCUCACGAAGAAGCUAAUAAUAGGCGUCCCUUUAAUAUUCGAACUCCGAAUUCUUUUGUCCUUGUGGUCUUCUUUUCUAAAUAUCAUUUGUUUGGGCUGAACAUAUUCAUCGAUUUCACCCUCAAUAAGAUUUUUUCUGAGCUGGGAAUUCAUCUAUUAUUCGUUUGCUUUGUCUAAAUGGUAGUUAAAUUUAUUCUUGAUCCAAAAAGUGUUAUAAACCACUGAAAUUUUAUAACUGUAACAUUUCCAUUAAACCAUCCUUCCAAUGUUUCAAAUUCUAUCGUUUGCUGAAAUUCUCUGGCAUUGAAAAUAGUUUUCCAUUCUGGAGCCUCAGCAGAAUAAUUUGGGGACCACACGCCUGUUCAUUCCCGUAUCUAUGUAGCUCUAUCAAUUUUCUUCCUGCAGAUUCCUCUCCUACCAGAAAUACCCAUUUAGCAAGAGGAUCUUCUUGAAAAUUUUAAUUUUAACUCCGCCAGUUCCUUUUGCUUGUUGCAUAAUUAAUCUCACUCAGCCAAAUGCCAUCUUUUAUUGGUUUAUGAGCUUGAUUCUAAAAUAGAGUACUUACUUUGACCAAGGGCCUGAGGAUUUGUUCACAUCCUUGUGAAUACUGCCUCCGUGACAUCGACAGAGAAUGGGUAGCUAACAGAUACUGUAUCUUCUAGGAUUAUCUUUCAUUUCUGGCCUCUUCCCUCUUGUUUCUAUAUUCGUUUUGAAAAUAAUUAUUGUCAUAACCAUAUUCUCAAUCAUUUGAUCUUUGAUCUUAAAUGAGUUAUGUUUCAUCUUCUUUUUCUUGAUGGUAGACAUUGCAUGAAACUUAGUUAUCUUUUUGGUCUCCUUUAAAUUGGAAGUUUUUUUCUCUUUUGUCUGCAUCCAAUCUCUUUUCCUAGUGUCUAUCUCUCCCGUAUUAUGUUUUCCAUAAAAACUCCUGCGUCCGUAUCAGUUUCCACCUAAAUACCAAUGUCUUAGAUGCUAUUCAACAUUUAUCUUUUGGCUUAUCUGCUUUUUAAAUCCCCCCUUUUUCCUUUAUCCUUCAGACCCAUCUCAGCUUUAAACAAAGAAUUGGAUUAGGUAACCAAUUUUUGGUGCUACCACCCAAAACUUUUCAAGUGUUUCUUCUUUGCCAAUGUCUUUAUCAAAGUUAUUUGAAACCUAAACUGUCUUGCUCUGUGUGAUGUGGAUGUGUGGACAACGACGAAGGCAUGUGAACAGAUGUAUAUAUAACCUUUGACUUCAGCUGUUAAAAAACCCGUGACCCAUCAAUGAAAAGCAGAAAUUUACACAGCCUCGAGUGGGCAUUGUUCUUCUGAACAUUUGGCUACAUCAAUUUUCUUCCAAGAAGAUGUAGCUUUUUUGAGUUCCCAUGUUGUAUUGCAUUGCUCGAAGAGAUUCUCCUCCUUAUUCCAGUUUUGAUUCCCUUUCCUUUCCCAAGGGAUUCUAAAACGUUUGAAGGCCCGUUUUCCCCAAUAGACUCUUUGUUUGAAUUCGUCUUCUAUACGCGAAACUCUUCUCUAGUGUUAAAAUUAAAGAACCUAUCUUUUGCACAGUUUACUGUCACUCUGUACUUUCCUUUGUUAACAUCGAAUAUUUUCAAAUCUUGUUCAUUACUUUGUACCAGUUGAUCUUCUUAUACUUCUCCGACUCUUUAACCAUUGACUCUGCUUGCUCUCCAUUGUAUUAAUAAGUGGAUCGGAUGUUUUACUCUAUUUUUAUUUGUCAUAGACGAAUAAGAUGGAUCCUGUGGAUCAGUAUUUGAUCUGUCACCAUUCCGACUUAUUCAUAUUCCGUCCAAAUUGUUGAGAAUAUGGAUUGGAUCAAGAAGACAUCUGUAUCUUCUUUUCAAAGCUUUCUUCGAGAAGAGGAAUCACAAUAACAGAAGAUAGUAUUGUGCCAAAGAUCAGUGAAGAAGAUGCAUAAACGCUUAUGCGGAUCUUCUGAAUAGAAUAAAUGGAAGAUAAUGUCUUUAAUCUGAAUGUCUUUUAGGACCUAAUGAUCUUUCUCUCGGUUUUAUUCAGUGUUUAUGAAACAUUGAAUUCGUGGAUGUUGGGGAAGGAUAUGAAAAGAGGUUCUGUAUUGUUCUCAACUCCAUAUUUAUAUGCCACUUAUGUCGAAACUCAGGGGGGGGGGGGAUGCAGAAUUUACAUAUUUUAGUCGGCCACUUUCUUAAAAUGGCUGCUGGACGAGUAUAAUGUGGUGUUUGGUAUUCAGUUCUAGGGAUUGAGAAAUAGGGAAAUACGCGUCAAUAUACUUUUACAUCUUGCAGAUGUAUAAUGGACAUAAUUCUGGUAAAGACACGAUUCAUCGUCAAGAAAUCAAAGGAAAAGAAAAGCUAGGAUGGUGGCCAUUGACUGUUGGCGUAGUCUAGGAUUGUGGAAAGAGAAUAAAUUACCUGGACAAUUGCUCGUUCAGCAGUUUUCAUGUCAUUUUUAUUUUUUAUUUUCUUCUAUUUAUUUUUCCGCUAGAUCCAUUACUUGUUAUUUUUUCUCAAACCCUGUGAUUGGGAUCUUCUUCCUCACAUGAAUUGGCCUGAGAAAUCAUCUCUAACAGCUGGAUUUUGCUACCAAAUGAGAUAUCCUCUCUCCCCUGGAAAGAGUAUUUCAAUGCUACAACCUUACUGAGAUGUCCCAUUCGUCGAUAAACCUAUUGAACCAAGCCUUUUGAUUCCCCACAAUCGAUCUUCGUCACUUCCACAUUUUCUCUACGAGCCUCGUUCAAGUAAAACCGGUUCAGCACAUUUAGAUGCUCAGUAGUUUCCUUUCCCUUUGUUUCUCUUCAGCUCAGUAGUUUUUUUUUUUUCAUUAUUUGUCUACGAAUCUUGCCAUUGAAACUAUGCCCUUUGAUGCCCACUGAAGCAGCAGAUUUUUUGUUAAUGUCCGUUCAAUCAUUCUCCCUGAUCUUCUCAUUUUCUCCAUGGACCUUGCUCAAAUGGUUUCAUUGGCGCAGCUAUACACAAGGAACUCGUCCAAAAGCUGGGAGAGAGCCGGACUCGGGUUAGAGCAGAGCACUGAGCUGACAAUUAAAGAACCUUCCGCCUUCUCCAUCCUGUUAGAUUAUAUUUCCUCCGAGAAAUGGCAAGAGAUUGUGGACUUUGACGAUCAUCUCGACGACAUCAGCAAGUAGGCUUCCCAUUAACGUCCCCUCUCAUUCAACCCGCCAAGGACAUCAUCAGAUCAUAACAAGUUCUUUGACGAUGUUUUCUGCAGGGACUGGUUGAACUCCAACCUUUUCAAGUAG